GGGAAUCCGCCCCGCUCCCCAGAACUUCCAGACAGCAGCCUGAUCCGGGCUGGCUCCCGGGGCUCCAGGCCGGGCUCCGCAGCAGGCAGCCCGGCCCCGGGAGUGGGACCCCUUCCUCCCCACCCGGGGGGCCCCCACUUCCGGCCGUAGGCACCUGGGCUCAUCGCGGGGACGCUGCCUCUUGGUGGCGAGACCCCUGGGGGCCACAGUGGUCCUGGCUGCGACGGCGCCACGAGGACCUUUGAGCAUCGUCCCGGGCCGAUGUCCCAGGUGAGUGGCCAGCACCCCCCUCACUGCGACGCGCCCCAUGGAGCCCCCAGCGCAGCCCCGGGCCCAGCCCAGACCCCAUCCCUCCUUCCUGGGCUGGAGGUAGUGACCGGAUCCGCUCACCCCGCAGAGGCAGCGCUUGAGGAGGGCUCCCUGGAGGAAGCAGCGGCACCCCCCAUGACCCAAGGCAAUGACCCUGAGGCCCCCCAGACCCUGGACAGCACUGACCUCGAUGUCCCCAUAGAAGCUGUGACAUGCCAGCCCCAGGGGAACCCCUUGGACUGCACCCCACUAGUGGCGAAUGGCUCUGACCACCCCUCGGAGCUGGGCGGCACCAGGCGGACGGGGAACGGUGCCCUGGGUGGCCCCAAGGCCCACCGGAAGUUGCAGACGCACCCAUCUCUUGCUAGCCAGGGCAGCAAGAAGAGCAAGGGCAGCACCAAGUCCGCUGCCUCCCAGAUUCCCCUCCAGGCGCAGGAAGACUGCUGCGUCCACUGCAUCUUGUCCUGCCUGUUCUGCGAGUUCCUGACGCUGUGCAACCUGGUCCUGGACUGCGCCACGUGUGGCUCCUGCAGCUCCGAGGACUCAUGCCUCUGCUGCUGCUGCUGCGGCUCCGGCGAGUGCGCCGACUGUGACCUGCCCUGCGACCUGGACUGCGGCAUCCUGGACGCCUGCUGCGAGUCGGCCGACUGCCUGGAGAUCUGCAUGGAGUGCUGCGGCCUCUGCUUCUCCUCCUGACCCCUGCACGCUCCGGAGGCCGCCCCGUGUCCCUGGCUGUCACCCCAGGCCACGCCGCCCCCUCCCCCUGGGCCCUUCCCAUCCGCCCUGCACCCUCCUGGAACCCCAGCCCAGUGAGCGGGGGAGCCGGUCCUCCUUCCCGGUUUCCCAGGACCUAGUGGGGGGCGACGGGAGGGGGGACGGCUCCUGGAUCAGCUGCCAGGGCUGCCGAACACUGUGAAAGUUGGGGGAGGGGCAGGGGCAUGGGGGAGGCUGGGGUGCGGGGCUGUGCACUCCUCUACCUCUCACUGCCCCUGUGCCUGCCUCCCCUGCCCCCAUCCCAGGCUUCGAGGACAGCAAAAUGUGAAAAGAAACAUCCCACCCGACCUCAGCCAAACCCCUCCCCCGUCCCCUCCUGGGGUCUUGGUGGGGGGACCUGACCCAUACAGUGACCCCAGAGGGCAGGGCUGGCCUUGGGCCCAGGGUGGGGUGGGAGUGGGCAACGGUAUAGAAAAGACUGGAAGGGGAGAGGGAGGGAAUGGAGGGUGGGUCCGUUCUGUUUGUUGCUGUAAAUAAAGAUGUAUGUCCAUCUCA
Messenger RNA from Bubalus bubalis (water buffalo), 1578 nucleotides. RefSeq names its product MyoD family inhibitor (gene MDFI). The transcript is spliced from 5 exons. NCBI's taxonomy places the organism in Eukaryota, Metazoa, Chordata, Mammalia, Artiodactyla, Bovidae. Bases 262 to 1005 code for a protein of 247 amino acids. The record is from RefSeq and is a predicted model, not a curated record.